Messenger RNA from Hippoglossus stenolepis (Pacific halibut), 828 nucleotides. RefSeq names its product basic helix-loop-helix family, member a15 (gene bhlha15). Gene Ontology annotation, molecular function: protein dimerization activity. The coding region runs from base 224 to 793 and encodes 189 amino acids. The transcript is spliced from 2 exons. NCBI's taxonomy places the organism in Eukaryota, Metazoa, Chordata, Actinopteri, Pleuronectiformes, Pleuronectidae. The record is from RefSeq and is a predicted model, not a curated record.
CGUGUACCUCAGUCAGCGACAGGUGGAUCACAUGUGACGAUGACCUGCGGGAGUGUGCGGCUCGGGCACGCGCCUCUGCUCUCCCUCUGCCUGUAUGGAGUGUGAGUGGUGACGCUCUGAUCACUGAGGAGGAGGAAAGUUAGUGCAACUUCCAAGGCCUGUUGAAGCAGUGAGAUCUGUCAGAGAGAAGAAGGAGGAGAGGAGAGAAGGAGGCAGCAGCAGGAUGAAGUCCAAAAGGAAGGCCGUCAAACCAUCCAGCAGGACCUGGUCUGACCCGGAGCCAGAACUAGAGCCGGACACGGAACCAGAACCUGGCUCCAGCGAGCAGGAGGGCUCAGAGGCAUCGGUGCGGAUCGGCGGCUCCUGGAGGGGGUCGCUGAGGAGCGGGGGCAGGAACCGCCAGGGAGGAGCCGGCGGAGGGAGGCGGAGGAGGCAGCACUCCUCCAGCACCAAAGAGCGCAGCCUCCGCCGCCUGGAGAGCAACGAGCGGGAGCGCCAGCGCAUGCACAAACUCAACAACGCCUUCCAAGCGCUGCAGGAGGCCAUCCCGCACGUCAAGACCGACAAGAAGCUGUCCAAGAUCGAGACCCUGACCCUGGCCAAGAACUACAUCAAAGCUCUCACCACCGUCGUCGUGGACAUGUCAGGGGCCUGCCUGCCCACUGGUGGGGUACCAUCAGAGGCCAGUGCCGCCAAGCUGCUCCAGUGCUACCAGCAGCAGCUUGAGGACGACGGGGAGGACGAUCUCACCCAGUACCUCACCCACAUGCACAGCUUCGGCCAGCGCAGCUAACAGUGACUGCGAGGUGGGUCAGAGGCCAGGUGGGG